CUUGGAACGCUUUCGAUGAGCAUUCGCUCGUCCGACCCGACGCGCGACGCUUCGAUCGUGCGCAUGUUUUUACUUUUCACGCGUCCACGAGCUUCGCGGAGUUUUUCCUGCGGCUUUACGCCGGCCGGCCGAAAUAAUUUGAAUAAAUCAAAUAUAAUCACGCAGGAUAUUUUAAAAAAUCAACUUGUUUGAGCUGAGUGCGUGAGUUAAUAAUAGUAUUAUUACUAUAAAGGGCGGAAGAAUAUACAUUCCUAGCAAGAACCGUGGAGAACAAUAAUUAUUAGGGGUGAUCAACAGUGUGUGACGAUUCGCGCAUAAAGUUGUCAACUUUUGUGUAGUUUUUCAAACUUGACUUGACGCGAGUUCAAGUCGAACCAUUUGGAAGCUAGUGCACGGUGCGACAUUGGGAAACGCAAACAGUGAUAACACGCAAGGAUUUUUGGAUAUUUCACGCGGUUUAAUCAACUAACAACUUAAAAAUAUCAUGUAUCCAUCAAGAACGAGCACAUCAUCAAUCCCACUGGAACACAGAAUUUCCACACUUUCAAUCCGAACGACAGACACGUACAACCGCCCAAAGUACGAUUCAUACGGAAUGAAUCUAUACGAGCAACAUCACCGCCGUCGGUUAUCUUCUACUGGCGAAGGUAGUGGCGACUCGAGCACCACCGCCUCCGGCAGUACAUAUGGAGAAAAAGAUAGUGAAGGAAGCGAAGGACGCGCCGAAAGUGAAAACAGCGAUGCGAUGCAACGAGAACAAGAGGACGCACGGUCAGAAAGUCCUGUCGAUGUUGUUGUCUCAGAAUUAGAAAAACAGCAAGUGGAAUAUGCUUACAGAGGAUUAAAAACGCAGGUCUACGUCAGCGGAUGCCUAGCGAAUCUGUACACGAAAUCCCAGGCGGAUAAAGAAUGGCAAAUCCGUUUCACCGGAAUACCUGUGGUUCUCCACGACGAAGGAGUCGUAAGAUCGCGUACAAAGCGUCGUAUUCAAAUCCUACUCGCUGAACGUGGUACCUCGUUCAUGUUAUGGCGUGACACCAUCGACAACCUCACCUCAUACAAAGUCUCAUCGCCUACCUUCCAUACAAUGUACUACAGCGAGGAUCAUUCCAUCCAGAUUGGUUUUAGUUUUGACCAGGAUGAAGCCGCACAUGAUAUGUGGGCACAUAUCGAACACCUUGUCGCAGACCCAGAGAAUAUCUGCCUUUCUACACCCGGGAAAAAGAAGAAGAAGAAGGAACGCAAACAGCCUAAACCGGCACCGCUCCCGCCCAAAACGCAGAUCUCUCUGCCAUGUUGCUUCCAGCACAUCACACAGGUUGAGCAUGCAGAUCGAGGCAAAUUCUUUUCACUCAAAGAAUACGUUCCUCUGACGUCCUUCAUGCCCAAACUGCGGGCGAGUCGUGAAGAAUUGUAAAAAUACGUACAUCAAUUUCUAAUUCAUAGAAUAACACUAUUUUUAAAGAUUUUUAUUUAUAAGCAAUUGAAUUUUUCAAUGUUAUUGAAAUAAUUGCUUCUUGAGCUGAAUCGAUUAGGUCACUAGGAAUUUUACGUAGACUUUAUUACUCUACUAAUGGGACUUUAUGUAUUUACUUAGGUUUAUUGUUUACUAGUAAUUUGUCGACUGAAUUUAAGGCGCUGUUUAUAAAAACGUAGAUGCUAAGAGAAAAGCUACGAAUAGAUUAAAACUAGUUCAGAAAUUGCAUAGAAAUGCAUUAUGUGUCUGUUUACUCUUGAAAUUAUGAGAAUUUGUGCCAACAAGUGUAAUUUCAAAGUAAACGUUGAAUUAAACUUUGUACCAGUUGAAAGUUUCAAAGUUAUUAAUUAAAAUAAAUUUAAAAAAGUAUAAAUGCAAGUGUAAAAAGCAUAUCAUAUUGUUUUACAAUUAUUUUUAAACAGAAUUACGUAAAUGUGUUUUUUUCGUUGAAAAUAUUGGCAUCAAAAUGAAAUGGAAGCGUCGAUAAAAUUUAGAAAUUUAAAAACUGUGAUAUAUCAAGAAUAAUUGAAUGAAUUGAAUUUGUAAUAUCGAGGGAAAUAUUUUAUAUUUAUAUUACUCGUGGAGUGCAGACGAGUAAAAUAUUAUAUAUAUUUAAUAAUAAUUAAAUGGCUAAAGAAUAAUAUUAUGUGCAAAUGAUUAACUGUAAUAUUUGUAGCAAAAUUUGUGUAUUGAAAGUUUUGCCACAAAUAUCUAUACGAAUUAUACCAAUUAUUAAUUAAUUGUUUUUGUAUGCAAAUGGAGGAUUAACAUUGUGAGUUCUUGUGUCUAUUGAUUUUCUUACUACAACAUGAUCGCAUGUUUAUUGCUGUGUACAAUGUAAUAUUAUUACAAACAAAAAUAAACAUAAAAACAAACAA
Molecule: messenger RNA, 2355 nt
Organism: Dalotia coriaria
Lineage: Eukaryota; Metazoa; Arthropoda; Insecta; Coleoptera; Staphylinidae
Gene: MESR3
Product: misexpression suppressor of ras 3
Exons: 3
Coding region: 485-1417 (310 amino acids)
Biological process (GO): regulation of transcription by RNA polymerase II
Cellular component (GO): nucleus
Molecular function (GO): DNA-binding transcription factor activity, RNA polymerase II-specific; RNA polymerase II cis-regulatory region sequence-specific DNA binding
Source: RefSeq, a predicted model, not a curated record